This is a messenger RNA of Emericellopsis cladophorae, 4008 nucleotides long. RefSeq lists its product as uncharacterized. Gene Ontology annotation, molecular function: structural constituent of ribosome; RNA binding. The record is from RefSeq and is a predicted model, not a curated record. Gene Ontology annotation, biological process: cytoplasmic translation. Lineage: Eukaryota; Fungi; Ascomycota; Sordariomycetes; Hypocreales; Bionectriaceae. The transcript is spliced from 9 exons. Gene Ontology annotation, cellular component: cytosolic large ribosomal subunit; ribosome. The coding region runs from base 1 to 4008 and encodes 1335 amino acids.
AUGCCCUCACAGGGCGCUGCGUACUCCAACACCACCCUCCUUGGUCAGAGCGCGACAAUGAGCGCAAGCUCGCAGAAGAACGGCCAAGCGCCGCGGACUGGACCGGGAUCGCUCGCGGGAGCACCGGCCACCGCAAGCCACCUGCGCGACAAGGUUAAUGUGCGAACUUCGACACCAGAUUCCGAAGCCCUCGCUAGCUCCGACGAUGAGGGCGAUCAUCGCCACGAAUCAACGCAACCUGUGACUCAGCCUGCAAAGCCCGCUCGCCGAUCUUCCUGGUUGAACGACACAUCCGCACCAUUUGCCCGACCACGCAAAGGGUCGAUUGCGAGUGGUUCCAUGUCGCCCACCGCAUCGCACCCAACAACGCCAUCGGGCGAGACGGCGCCUGGCACCUGGGGCGUGCAUUCAGCUUCAGCAGGACUAGGUCGCGCGGUGGGAGGAUCGGCGUUUCCGUGGACAAGUGCAAUUUGGAACAACGAUAGGAGGGAACCCUCACGAUUGAGCGAGGUUCUCCCCUCGCCAACCUCCCUUGCACCUCCAGGCGCAACCAGCAAUUCCAUGUUCGGGCCCGACGCAGCAAACACCCAGACCUCUCCCAAUCCUCGUGACGGCAACAACGGUCAGAUCCCCUUUGCGAUCCCGCUUCAUCCCACUCCCAAGACGUAUCGAUCCCAGUCCUACUCGGUUGGCCAGAUGGAGUCCGAAGCGAAUGCGCCUCCGAGCUCCGGGAUGAGCUCAUCCACGCUUCUGGGCCGCGCGAGGCAUCCGGCGCUUCAGCAUCGCCCUUCUCGGCCUAGCAUGCUCAGCGAGAUGGCGAACGAUGGGUCGAUGCUCGGCAAGGUCAAGGAGGUGGAGGAUGACGACGAAGAAAGCGCGCCCGAAUCUAUGCAAGGCUCAUUCCACCAGAGCGCCGAAUCCAAGACAAUUGAGAUGCUCACCCGCGAGAACGCCAUGCUUCGGCAACAACAGUACAACAGACUUCGACCUCGUGCCUCGACAGGGACCUCGUACUUUGGCAAUGGCGUUCCGUUGCAAGGGGCCGUUCCGGAAGAAUCAGACUAUGCAGUCGACGAAUACGACCUAGUCAACACUGAAAAUGGCGAGUCAUUUGCCAGAAGCGCCGCGACCCGACGUAUGAGUGAAUACGGCGGGGGUGCCGCUGCACGCUCUCCCUCUACUAGAACCGAUAGCACGAGCUUGAAGAAAGCGCUGUGGUCGACUUCCGGAUAUCCUCUUCUUGACGCAUCGCAAAGUCGGCGGCACUCCUUUGCCAACAUGCCGACUCGUCAUGGCUCCAUCAGUUCCAUCGCGGACACCGCCUCCGCAAUGGAAGGAGCCGGAGCCGAAGCGCAGCAAUAUCAGGAUUACAUGGGCGCGCUGCAGGACAGUAGCCUGUAUGCGCAAACAGGCAAUGGAAAUCUAUUUAGUCCGAUGACUUCACAGAUGGGCGCCAAUGUGCCCCAGGUCUAUGGCAACCCGUACCAGCCAUCUUUCGCCUCACCUCACAUGCAGAAUCGGCCCGGAUCACCACAACGCACCUCCUACGGAAUGGCCCAGCCGCGACAGAACCAGCUGCUGCACGUUGUCUUGUUCAAAUGCGCACGCGCUGACGUCUUCUAUAUCCAAGAAGGUACUGGGCUGACGGUGAAGCCUGGCGAUCUCGUCAUUGUGGAGGCUGACCGCGGAACGGACUUGGGUACUGUGGCAAAGGACAAUGUCGACUGGCAAACUGCGAAAGAGCUGAAGGAGCAUUACGCCGAAGAGCAUUAUAAAUGGCUCAUGAUGUAUUCUCAGGGAGCUGCGGUCGCUCAGGAGGGAUCUGGGCCUGGCAUGCUUGCCUCCUCCGGCGCGACGCAAGGCAGCGCCGUGGGUGGCAUGGGACCUGCCACGCAGCACCACAUGCAAGAGCCAAACGCCGGCGAGCUCCGACCCAAGCUUAUCAAGCGACUUGCGCAAAGCCAUGAGGUCCAUUCUCUGCGCGAAAAAGAGGGCCAGGAGGCCAAGGCCAAAAGAGUCUGCAACACCAAGGUUAAGGAGCAUGGACUUCAAAUGGAAAUACUGGAUGCUGAGUUCCAAAUGGACUGGAAGAAGCUGACUUUUUACUACUUUGCUGAUGCUUACAUCAACUUCAAUUCUCUGGUCACCGACUUGUUCAAGAUCUACAAGACGCGUAUCUGGAUGUCCGCCAUCAACCCAGCGUCGUUCGCCAGUCCCACCCUAGGCAUUCAAGCGCCUAGCGGCGUAGGACCCGGUGCCGUUGGCGCUGGCCGAUCCUCUGGUCACAAUGACCGCCGACAAGGUCAGCAACAGCCACAAGCGGCAUCGGCUCAGCUGCAGCCACAGCCACAGCAGAACCAGGAGUCGAUGGGUGCCACGCCAACAUCGAUCAACAGUCAAGGGUCUCCGGCUCCCCGUGGGUUCCGUCCAGGACUCAAUCAGCAGUAUGGGAACGAUAGGGCGAAUGGACAGAGCUAUCAAGGGUAUCCUUCGACCAAUUACGGUUACCCCCAAGGAGGUGCCUUUGGCAAUGCCCGUACAAACGCCGCUUAUGGCCAAGCUACGUCUCCCGGGGUGAUGGACAACUACUCCGGCGCCAACUUUCAACACUUUGGCGACUUCCAGGCUUCACGGAAUCGCUUUGCUUCUCCCCAGACUGCUCGUCCCCAGUGGUCACUGUUCAAUAUGCCUACAAAAAGCAAGUCGACCGACGGCGAGACACCACUCCUCGCUCUCCUGGCUUUACUAACGAUGAGGUUAGACGAUGAGCUCAGUCAAAACUACAAUCCCAAGACCGCAUACAAGAAACCUCGUUCAGCUCCCAGGAGACAAGCUAAAGGCAAAGGCAAGUCUGCCUGCGGAGCCGGCAAUGAACGCAUCACCACGGCCAAGCGAUCUGUUGACCCGCCAAGAUCCAACGACAAGAAUUAUGGUGAGGAGGCAAAAAGGUACUUGCGAGGCCGCUCCAAUGAGCUCUGCGUAUUCAUUGGGACGAAGCAUGAGGAGAAGAGAUCAGAUCCCAACAUCGCAAAGGCCCUGCUCCUGAAACUCCCGACGGACAUUGCGCCCGUCAUGGCCCACGGGUACGCUACCAAGCAGUCCGAGGACGAUGGCCGCAACCUGACUGCAGAGCUAUCUGCCAGACUGAUGAAAGAGAUGCGUCGUACAAUCAAGCUCUAUGCAGAAGACGCUGGCAACUCAUCGGGAGUUUCUAAGCCAGAAUGGAUGCGCUGGAAGACGGAUUGUCGGGACCUCCAGAGCUUCAACAAGAACGCCUUGACCAUGGCGGAACAGUUGAUUCACAGUAUGAUCGUGCCUGGUGGCAAGGCUGGCGUUCCAAAGCUGGCCGAGGAAGCGGACGAGGUCGAAACAGUGGCAUGGGAGUUGUACGCCAAAAUGGGUGCCCUCAAGUAUGUCGAGGAGCUUCAGAAGAAGAAGCAGUCGGAUGUGAUGCAGUUCCUCCUCCGUGUCCGCUGCUGGGAGCUCCGCCAGUUGAACGUCAUCCACCGCGCUUCGCGUCCCUCGCGCCCCGACAAGGCCCGCCGUCUCGGCUACAAGGCCAAGCAGGGAUACGUUAUCUACCGCGUGCGUGUCCGCCGUGGUGGCCGCAAGAGGCCCGCUCCCAAGGGUGCCACCUACGGCAAGCCCACUAAUCAGGGUAUCAACCAGCUCAAGUACCAGCGCUCUCUCAAGGCCACCGCCGAGGAGCGUGUCGGCCGCCGCUGCGCCAACUUGCGCGUCCUCAACUCGUACUGGGUUAACCAGGACUCCACCUACAAGUACUACGAGGUCAUCCUCGUCGACCCCCAGCACAAGGCCAUCCGCAUCGAUCCCCGCAUCAACUGGAUCGUCAACCCCGUCCACAAGCACCGCGAGGCCCGUGGUCUCACCGCUACCGGCAAGAAGUCCCGUGGUCUCAACAAGGGCCACCGCUACAACAACACCAAGGCCGGUCGCCGCAAGACCUGGAAGCGCCAGAACACCCUCUCCCUGUGGCGCUACCGGUAA